Heterostelium album PN500 is the source of this 465-nucleotide messenger RNA. RefSeq lists its product as uncharacterized. NCBI's taxonomy places the organism in Eukaryota, Evosea, Eumycetozoa, Acytosteliales, Acytosteliaceae. Bases 1 to 465 code for a protein of 154 amino acids. The transcript has 2 exons. The record is from RefSeq and is a predicted model, not a curated record.
AUGUUGAAAUAUACUAUCCUUGUUUUAUUUGUAUUAGUUUCCGUUGCCAGUUCAUACCUCUAUGUUAGUCAAGGUCAAUAUGUAUGGCAGAAUCAAGGUCAAUGCUCAGCCAGCCCAACACUUGUAAAUGUCACUGUCACCAAGAAUGUAGUCAAUAGUUUUUCUGCCAACUACGGAUACCCAUUUUUAGUAAAUGUUACAGUCAACCCUGAUUACACCUUCAAUGGUCUCGGUGCACUCUACUAUCCAGGUACAUGGACACUCAAUGGAUACACCACCGUAAAGGGUCAAAUCAUCAGUCAAUACAACUUGUUGGUCGUCUACAACCCAAGUACCACUCCAUCAUUCGGUGGUGCCACAUUGAACUACCUUUUAGUUCAAUGUAAUUCCGGUUCGUCCAAAUCGAUCUCCGAACAACAAGAAGAAGCUAACCUUGCAUCUAUAAUGUCUGGUGCAGAUAAUUGA